AUGAGUACAGACAGAGUAGAGAUAUAUACACAGCCACCCCAACAAAACCAAAGAAGUGACUCUAUUGAAGAGUCGAUCACAACGAAACUCGAGGAACUUAUCGAAAAACAUCCAAUAUUACCAGAAGAAAUGCUUGAAGGGGAAGAAAAUGGAAAUGGAGAUGGAGAUAAAGGCCAAGAGCAAGAAGAAAAUGAGUCAAAGUCAAAGGCUCAUUCAAAACAAGAGCGGGAAAAAGAGGAUAUCGAGAUGGCCCAUUAUACUACACGUAGACACAAAGAAAUACUGGAUUCUGAACCAGAAACCGAGUCAGAAGGAGAAGGAGAAGAAGAAGAAUAUGGUCUAGAGAUUGAUCAUGACGGAAUGGAGGUGCCUCAGGGGAAGAUCCCACUUGAUGGUCAGUUUUCCACUGAUGAAUUGAGGAAAAUAAUUGAAGUUGCUCAAGAAAAGGGAAUACUAAGUGAAGAGGUUGACUUGAAAGUGGUUGAUUCGGGUGAAAUUGGAGAUAGGAUAAGAUUGGCAGAUGCUAAAGCUAAGGAAGACAGGGAAAAGGAAAAGGAAAAGGAAAAAGAAAAGGAAAAGGAAAAGGAACAAGAGAAAGAGAAAGAAGAAUGA
This is a messenger RNA of Lodderomyces margitis, 612 nucleotides long. RefSeq lists its product as uncharacterized. The record is from RefSeq and is a predicted model, not a curated record. The coding region runs from base 1 to 612 and encodes 203 amino acids. NCBI's taxonomy places the organism in Eukaryota, Fungi, Ascomycota, Pichiomycetes, Serinales, Debaryomycetaceae. The transcript has a single exon.